Messenger RNA from Nannizzia gypsea CBS 118893, 2400 nucleotides. RefSeq names its product interferon-induced GTP-binding protein Mx. The record is from RefSeq and is a predicted model, not a curated record. Bases 1 to 2400 code for a protein of 799 amino acids. Gene Ontology annotation, cellular component: microtubule; cytoplasm; membrane. Gene Ontology annotation, molecular function: GTPase activity; GTP binding; microtubule binding. Lineage: Eukaryota; Fungi; Ascomycota; Eurotiomycetes; Onygenales; Arthrodermataceae. The transcript has 3 exons.
AUGAAACACUUCACCACAAGCGCCCUUGACGGGCUAUGCUCGGAAGACCAGCUGGAUCUCCUAAAUUCUAUCGACACUCUCCGUUCACAGGGAAUUAGCCACUACAUUUCGCUCCCGCAGAUUAUUGUCUGCGGCGAUCAGUCGUCCGGCAAAAGCUCGGUGCUUGAGGCCAUAUCUGGCGUCGCCUUUCCGGUCAAAAGCAAUCUCUGCACUCGGUUCCCUAUUGAACUUGUGUUGCGCAAGUCUCCAGAGGUUCGUGUGAGCGUGUCGAUCGUUCCUCACCGGUCUCGCAGCGAAUCUGAACAGCGUUCACUCGAAAGCUUUCGAGAAGACGUCGAUAGCUUUGAAGCGCUGCCGGAGUUGAUUGAAAAUGUCAAGGCGGCCCUGGGUAUCUCAACGCACGGAAAGGCCUUCUCAAAGGACAUUCUUCGAAUAGAGAUUUCGGGGCCUGACCGUCCUCACCUCACUAUCGUUGACCUGCCGGGUCUCAUCCACUCGGAGACAAAGCAGCAGUCGGCAUCCGAUGUUGACUUGGUUCAGGAUGUCGUCCAAGCCUAUAUGAGGGAGCCUCGAAGCAUCAUUCUCGCUGUAAUAUCUGCUAAGAAUGAUAUCGCCAACCAGAUCGUGCUGAAGCUCGCUCGCGGAGCCGACAGGUCCGGCCGUCGAACGCUUGGAGUCAUUACGAAGCCUGAUACCUUGAUCCCUGGGUCGCCGACUGAAUCGAUCUUCGUUUCUCUCGCGAAGAACCAGGAAGUCGGCUUUCGGCUCGGGUGGCAUGUUCUGAAAAAUAUGGACUCCGAGAAGGGGAUCUCAACUUUGGCUAAUCGCGAUGCCGAAGAAGAGCACUUCUUCUCGCAGGGGAUUUGGAAAGACAUCACCCCGUCGAUAUUGGGAAUUGAUAGACUGCGAGGGAGGCUUAGCAAAGUCCUUCUUGCACAGAUUGCCACUGAACUGCCUAGCCUUGUUGAUGAAAUCAAGGUCCAGAUCGAGGCCUGCUGUGGAAAAUUGGAGAAGCUGGGUGAGCCACGGGCGACCAUGCACGAGCAACGGCUCUAUUUAUGCCAUAUCAGCCAGUCUUUUCAGUCACUUGCCAAAGCUGCUGUUGAUGGAACGUACAACGAGCCCUUUUUUGAAGGAAUUGAUCGGAGUGUGGGUUAUCCCAAGCGUAUGCGCGCCAUCGCACAGAACCUCAAUCAAGACUUUGCCGACAAAAUCAGUCGAUAUGGCCACUACCGCAAUAUUUCAGAGAAUGAAGCCUACUACCAGAUGAACCCGCACCAGAUUAAUACCACGCGUGGAGAAUUUCUUAACUACAUAGAGUCCCUUUUGAAGAUGUCCAGGGGCAGAGAGCUAUCUGGAACCUUUAACUCUAUGGUUGUGAAGGAUUUAUUCUUCGAGCAAUCUGCUCCAUGGGAGAAAAUUGCUCGGAGCCAUGUAAAUGAGGUUUGGACGGCAGCGAAGGAGUUUCUACGCCUCGCGAUUGCCCAUGUUGCUGAUGCUGCAACAGCCAAAGCCCUGUUCCAAACCGUGUUUGAGCCUGCUUUGGAGAAGCUCCUAAAUGGACUACAGAGCAAAACUAGUGAGCUCCUGAUACCACACAGAGAGGGGCAUCCAAUUACCUACAAUCACUACUUCAUUGAGACUUAUCAACAAAUUCAAAAUGAGCGCCGGAAAGAAGAAUAUUCCACGAUUAUAAGGCAGUUCUUCAAGGCUCCGGACCUUCACACAUUGGUUAACCUAGGUCAUCGAAAUGACCUCCACCGUUUAGUAGAGUCUCUUGUUGGGCGUACCGAGCGGGACAUGGGCCGUUAUGCUUCUAUCGAAGCUUUGGACUGUAUGAUGGCAUAUUAUAAGGUUGCAUUAAAGCGAUUCAUUGAUGACAUGGCAAUCGAGGCCAUUGAGGGGAAGCUUAUCUCACUCUUGAGCAAUAUAUUUACUCCGGUUGCGGUGUUUGAGAUGUCUGAUACUGUCGUUACGCAAAUCGCGGGCGAGUCUGAAGAGAAUAAAACCGAACGGAACCAAUUGAAUAAACAACUGGAUAUUCUCACGAGAGGAUCUGCUACCUGCAAGCGGUUCAUUGGAGAUGACAAUUUCGAAAGCAAAAGUGGACAUCAAGAAAACUUCCAGUCUGAUGCGGUGACCGAAAGCAAGACUCAAGAUCCAGUAGAUUCUCCAUUAGAAGUCGACGAGGCACCAAUUGAAUCGUCUGUAGAAUGUGUCAGUAUACCAGGCGGAGAAAAUGCAUUUGACGAAAUUCCAGCCCCCGAGCCUGUGGCCGAAUUGGCGUUAGAAUAUCCCACGCCGGAGGUUCCUGUACCGCCCGACGUUAAUAGCCUGCCUACCUCCAAGAAAGACAAGAAGAAGAAAAAGGGAGUCUCAAGAGUGGAACAGGUUUUGUAA